Molecule: messenger RNA, 758 nt
Organism: Sesamum indicum (sesame)
Lineage: Eukaryota; Viridiplantae; Streptophyta; Magnoliopsida; Lamiales; Pedaliaceae
Source: RefSeq, a predicted model, not a curated record
CAUUUGAUUACAAGCUUAUGAUUUGCAAUGCAAAUUUACACAAUCUUGCAGCAUAUGAUCUUCUCAAAUUCUACAAAUAUUACCUGCAGAUUACUAAAAACUUGCAAGAAACAAACAGUGAAUCUCUGUGAACUUACCAAUCCAUGUAUAAUUUGGUGCUCCGAAUCCGGAACCCAAAAUUAUUACCCCUCCCAACACACAUUAUAAAUACCAAACCAAACGACCCCUAUUCCACACACCCAACUCCAAAAUGGCCAUAAAAUCUUUCACUUUCCUCAUGGUCUCUGCUUUCUUGAUGGCCUCCUCUAUUUUUGGGGUCUCUGCCGCCUUCACCGGCGGCCGGAAAGUCCUGGUUCCGGAUGCUGCACCCUCCCCGUCACCGGGUGCUGAUUAUGGUUUCGUCCCUUUAAACACAAAGGACCCCAAUGUGGUAGGACUAGCAACGUUUGCGCUCAAUGAAUACAAUAAAAUCAAUAAUGGCAAGUUGGUUUUCACCGCCUUGUUAGAGGCAGUAUUGUUCGAGACGGCACAAGGAACAACCUACGGCUUUGACAUUAUAGCGACAGAUCAGAACAACCAGUUGAAUGACUAUGAUGCAAAGGUGUUGGUCGAUAAAGAUAGCAAGAAACUUGUGUUCUUCACUGAAAACCAAUGAUGUGUUGAUGUUAGAAUCGUAGGCGUAUAUGAGGGACUUGUAAUAAUUACAGUGACUGUGGUUAAUUUACAUAUGCAUUAAGGCUGCAAGUGGAGUUGUUGAA